AUGGUUACGGAAGAUUAUCAUCCGGUAAUCUAUCUAAAUUGUGGUGGAUUAUCUACAAAUUUCGUUGAAGUUCGUCUUCUUGUAGAAACCCUGAAACCAAAACUGGUUAUGAUCAAUGAAACACACGUCACUGAAACCAUAGGAGAUGAUCAUUUCCAGAUCAAUGGAUACAAAAUAAUAAGUUGCUACUCGGACUCAAGACAUACCGGUGGUGUCAUGAUGUACGUCCAUUCUAGCUUGAGACAUCGACUAAUCUUCAGAGAGCAAGCCGACAAAAACUGGAUCGUGGCGAUUGAGAUCCUGAAUGGUAUGAAGCCCGGUCAUUAUGGAGUCUUAUAUCAUUCACCGGGAGCAAGCGAUUCGAUAUUUCUGCGAAUUUUGGAGGAUUCGUGGUUGGAAGAAAUCGUUGAUCUGUCCAAAUUCACACUACUUGCUGGCGAUUUCAACAUCAACUGGUUCAAUUCACGAGAUGCUUCCCAGUUAAAGCUUGUGGCUGAAGCGCAAGGACUCAUGCAACUAGUCCAACAAUGCACACGUAUAACCCGUACUAGUCAAACAUUAAUUGACCUAAUAUUCUCGAACUGUGAUAUCAAUGUUUGUGUUGUACCGGAUUUUAAGAUAUCUGACCACGAAACUUUGUGUGUGUCUCUUGACGGUAGCUUGGACAAAGUUGAUGAAACUAACGUGAAAAUUAAGUGUUGGAAAAACUAUAGCCGUACUGCCCUUUUGAAUUUAUUAAGGGAAAAAUUGUCAGAAGUAGUGAGUUUAAACAACUUCCAUGAGAAAGCUAGCGGCUUCAUUGAAGUAAUGAAAAUAUGUGUUAAUCAACUAGUGGUUGUCAAGUUUGUUAAAUUGAAAAACACAAACAAGUGGUACACCGUAGAGUUACAGCGAAUGAAGCGAAAACGAGAUGCUACAUAUAGAAAAUUCCUCCAACAACGCUCUGACCAAGCUUGGCAAACAUACAAAGUCCACCGGAACGAAUAUGCAUGUACACUGAAGAGAACAAGGCAUGAAUACGUGCAGCAAUCGAUAGAAGUAAACAAACAUAACACCAAAGAGCUAUGGAAGAUCUUGAAAAAAAUGAUCAAACCUAAGCUAGUCCACCCUCAAGCUAUUAACUUUAAUGGAGAAGAAGUGAGUGACGAGCAGGUCAUUGCUGAAAAGUUCAACGAAUAUUUUGUGAGUAGCAUCGAGGAUAUCAGUGACUCAAUAGAUGAGGUAGACGAACCAUUAGAACUGACAGAAAAUUUCACUGGUAGUAAGCUGUCGAAGUUUCAAUCAAUCACUCUUGAAAAACUCAAAACGGUGGUUUGGUCGCUGGAGGAAAAAUCAGGAUCUGAUGAGAUCAAUUCCAGAAUCUUGAAAGAUGCAUUUGAAGCUAUUGAAGUACCCCUGUUAAAUAUUAUAAACGACUCUUUGGCCACUGGAAAUGUACCUGACUCAUGGAAAGAAUCGGUGGUAGUGCCCAUCGAGAAGGUGAAUGGAACAGUGAAAGCAGAAGAACAUCGCCCGAUAAACAUGCUUCCAGUGUACGAGAAAGUGUUGGAGCUAAUCGUCAAGGAACAGUUGCUGGAAUACAUUGUAGUAAACGACCUUCUAGUUCCUGAACAAUCUGGAUACCUGAAAAAGAUUGCGAAGAAGUUUGGAGUUCUCUGUCGACUAAAGAAAGAUUUAUCGCAGUGGAGUUUGAUUCACUUGUACAAAGCCCUGAUAUCACCGCACAUAGAUUUCUGCCCAUCAAUCUUGUAUCUCGCCAAUGAUCAGCAAAUGCGUCGCCUCCAGAAAAUCCAAAACAAGAUCAUGCGUAUAAUCCUGCAAUGCAAUCGAAGGACUCCCGUUCUGUUGAUGCUUCGAACACUCCAAUGGCUCUCAGUAAAGCAACGCGUGACGUAUCUCACGCUACUACUGAUACACAAAAUUGCAAAAGGUUCAGCGCCAGCAUACUUGACGUCCAGGAUAAUAAGAGGAAGGGACAUCUACCGAUAUAGUACAAGAUCUGCUAAUAACAUCCGUACGGCAUCGUUUCUGCUAGCAAGCACUCAGAAUUCACUGUUCUACAAAGGGAUAAGGCUUUAUAAUAUGCUACCGGUACAAAUGAAAGAAGCUAGUGUGAAUGAGUUCAAACGGAAUUGUGUGACAUUUGUCAGAACUAAUGUGGCUUUGUAA
This is a messenger RNA of Toxorhynchites rutilus septentrionalis, 2169 nucleotides long. RefSeq lists its product as uncharacterized. Bases 1 to 2169 code for a protein of 722 amino acids. The transcript is spliced from 2 exons. The record is from RefSeq and is a predicted model, not a curated record. NCBI's taxonomy places the organism in Eukaryota, Metazoa, Arthropoda, Insecta, Diptera, Culicidae. Gene Ontology annotation, molecular function: catalytic activity.